AUGCCUUGGCGUGUACCAUUAGGACGUAGAGAUGGACGAGUGUCCUUGCGACAAAACGUCAUAAAUCUUCCGUCUUUUUCUAUUAAUGCCUCCAUCCCCGAUCUGCUCAACAGUUUCCGUGCUCUCGGAUUUAGCAUGGAGGAAUUUGUUGCUCUCGUUGGAGGGCACACGAUUGGAACAGCGUCGUGUGGGUUGACCGCUGAUGGGUCAUGUCCAGGACUUCUGCAGCGCGUGGCUCUAGACACAGGAAGCCAAUUCGCCUUCGACAACUCCAUUUUCAGUAACAUCCUCAACGAUCGCGGAGUCCUCUACGUGGAUCAGAGCCUUUCGCUCUCUGAUAUCACUAGACCUGUGGUGGAGUUGUUCGUAAAUGAUAAAGAUGCGUUCAACACCGAAUUUGAGAGGGCAAUGAUCAAGAUGAGUAACAUCGGGUUGAAAACAUUUCCAAAUGGGGAAAUUCGUAGAAGAUGUUCAGCGAUUAAUCAAAUGAGUAACAUCACGCUGAUUAAUAACGCGGGUGAUUGA
Messenger RNA from Thlaspi arvense, 525 nucleotides. NCBI's taxonomy places the organism in Eukaryota, Viridiplantae, Streptophyta, Magnoliopsida, Brassicales, Brassicaceae. The record is from the annotation of a GenBank genome assembly.